Molecule: messenger RNA, 3708 nt
Organism: Leguminivora glycinivorella
Lineage: Eukaryota; Metazoa; Arthropoda; Insecta; Lepidoptera; Tortricidae
Gene: Atg16
Product: autophagy-related protein 16
Exons: 15
Coding region: 213-1925 (570 amino acids)
Biological process (GO): autophagosome assembly
Cellular component (GO): autophagosome membrane
Molecular function (GO): protein binding
Source: RefSeq, a predicted model, not a curated record
UUUAUGCAGAGAAAUUUAAAGAAAUGGAUGUUUACUACUAGUUCUACUCGUUUAAUAAUCAGCCAAUUGUAAUAAAUAGGUGGAGUUCACUGUGGAAAAUCUUUUGAAACUUUUGCGUUACUCGAUACAUAACAGUUUACAUUUAAUACAGUACAACACGCUACUUAACAAAUGUUUGUUUUGAUAUCUUCGUACAGUUUAAUUCGUUAAUAAUGGAAGGCGGAGAGUGGAGAAACAGUAUAAUUAACCAACUACAGGCUCGAAACAAGUAUCAAACUGCAGCUUUUCAAGACGUUAUAACAUUUCAAAGCCGUCUAUUUGACAAUGUCAACACACUUAAGAAUGAAAAUCUUCAGUUGACGCUGGUUAAUGAGAGGAUAAGGUUUUCAACUUCUGAUAAUGGUUUAUCAAGUGCAGGUGGUGGCAGCAAUGAAAGGGUGCAAGCUUUAGAACAGAAAAUUCUGGUACAGCAAGAAGAACUCACGAAUUUGCAUCGGAGACGUGGCGAAAGCGCUCAGCAGAUUAUAAAUCUAAAUGCUAAGGUUCAUGACUUAGAGAAACAGUUGCAAGCAAAGGAUUUAGUUAUUUCAGAAAACACUGCCUUGAUAGCUUCUCUUCGUGCCGAGAUACAACUUUAUGAAAACAAUAUGACUGAAUUAGAAGGACUUAACACUGUACUGAGAGACGAGCACCAAGCCUUACAAAUCGCAUUUGCAGCAAUAGAGGAGAAAUUGAGGAAAGCACAGGACGAAAAUCGGACGCUUGUUGAAAGACUCAUCAAAUACAAAUCGAAAGAUGCAGAUAAAAUGAACGAAGAGAACGAGCAUUUUCUCAAGUCAAGCCCUACCGCGUUUUUCAUCAACACGUUUGGUAGAGUUAGUUUCGGAAAAAAGAGCGACAGAGUAAGAAGAGAAUUGGAAGAAGCGGCCAGGGAAGGCGGUAGUCGAGGUAGCAUCGGCUCGGCGGGUAGUUCGGCUGAAGACAAAAUCUUAGAUUCGAUGCCGUAUUAUGCCACAACAUUGCCGACUAAAGUUGCUUUACGAUUUGACGCGCAUGAAGGCGACGUGAAUGCAGUAAAGUGGAGUCCGACGGAACGGACGUUAGCAACAGGAGGGGCGGAUAGAAAAGUCAAAUUAUGGGACGUGUCCAAAAUGGGCACGGUGGAGAACAAAGGCACGCUAGUCGGAUCGAACGCAGGCGUUAUGUCAGUAGACUUCGACUCCACCGGGGCGUAUCUCGUGGGCGCCUCCAAUGACUUCGCUAGCCGCGUGUGGACCGUCGCCGACCAGCGGCUAAGGCAUACGCUUACGGGCCACAGCGCCAAAGUGAUGGCCGCGAAAUUUCUGGGGGAGCCCACCAAAGUCAUCACCGGCAGCCACGACCGGACGCUCAAGAUAUGGGACCUGAGGAGUAAAAUGUGUACAGAAACAAAGUUCGCGGGAUCGUCGUGCAACGACCUAGUCACCUCGGACAGCGCCGGCUCCACGAUCAUUUCCGGACACUUCGACAAGACGAUACGGUUCUGGGACAUACGCACAGAGAUGUCCGCCAACCACAUAGUGCUGCAAGGGAAAAUCACCUCUCUAGACCUGAGUAGAGAUAGCAAUUAUUUACUGGCCUGCGUACGCGACGAUACGAUACAGCUGAUCGACCUGCGGCAGAACACCAUCGUCCGGACCUUCAGUCACGAGGCGUUCAAGGUGGGGUGCGACUGGUCGCGGGCGGCUUUCGGGCCGGCGGGGAGGCUGCUGGCAGUGGGCGCGGCUGACGGCGCCGCCUAUGUGUGGAACACUCAUUCGGGCAAACUGGAAGCCACCCUGAAAGACCACUCAGCGGCGGUAACAGCUGUAUCGUGGCACCCCCAAUCGGGACUGCUGGCAUCUGUGGACCGCGGCAAGCGAGCCGUCAUCUGGGGUGACUUGUGAUACGCCCUGGACGCUCCCUUACCCGCCCCUCCCGCUCCAAUGGGUGCAAAUUUAGCAGUUCCUUCAGAGAGUGAGACCGACAACACCGAAGUAUUCAACUUCUUUCGCGGCAUCACUACGGACAUAUUGCAUCGUUUCGCCUGAAAAGACAUCCAUGCACAUUUCACAUAGUUAUCCAAGAGGCCACAGACUUUAUACUCUUGCAUGUCAGUGCAGCAGCGCUAGGAACGUACCUCUUAUGGACUGACAGUCAAUUAAUGUCGCAUGCGAUAUUUUUGCUACUUUUAAUGAUUUCCGGCAAUUAUUGAAAAGUGUUCGCUUUUAUAAGACUUAUAUCCCGGUCAAUAUAAGUCUUAUGAAACUAACCGUGAAUCAUUGAAUCAUUUAAAAAAACUCUUAUUGUUAGCUUUUAUAAUUAAGAAUAUGCAACUGAAACUUUUAUACUUACUGUCGAUACUUUGAUGAUCAUUUUUAAUUUGUAAAUUUGACCUAAUAUUUGGCAAAAUGAACUGUGUAUGUAAAUUAAAUUUGUGUACAGUUAUACUUAGAAGUAAUUUAAAAAUGUUUGUUGGAUAUAAUCUUUAUACGUGUUAAUGAUAAUUGAACAGGACUAUUCAAACUCCAAGAGGAUUCCAAAUUAUUUAUUCACCUGAAAAUAUCCCUUCAAUAUAACGAUUAGCGUUCGAUUUCUUGGGCACAAAAUCUUAUUAGAUAAUCUUAUAAAACAAUUCCUUUGUUCAGAUACUGAUAGGUCAUGCACACGUUCAAUUUUCUUGGUCGUGGUGGCUUACAUGUUCAAAGCAUGCGAAACCCUAAAACGAUGGAGAUGUCACCUUUUUAUUAAUGAAACAGCAAAAGGACCGUCACAAAAUCUGUCUGAAAUUCAGUCUACUUAAUAUAAGUAUCUAUGUUAGUAGAUGGAAGGCUUCCCAACAUUUCUUGUGUGAGCCGCUAUAUUAAUAAAAUUGUUGCUAUUAUUUUACCUACCGCAUCCAACAUUGUGACUGUAAUGUUAUUUCAAGAAAUUCGUCUGGCCCGACAGGUUGGUAUGCAGUGGACACAUGGACAGUUACUAAACAAAUAAUUCGGUUAGGUACAUAUUGUAAACCUACAAUAUGCAUUGACACUUAGGUGCUAGUUUUCAAGUCAUUAUUUUGUAUGAUAUGCCUGCCUAGCACAUUUGAAGGCACUUUUAUAAUUAUUGAAAUAUUGAUUAUAUGGGGAGCAGCUUAGCAUAUUAGAUUUAAAAAGUCUUCCCAUUACAUAAGCUACAUUUUUAUACAUAUUUUUUUUUUUUAAGUUGGAUGAAGAGAUCAAAAUGUAACACCGAUCAGAUAGAUUCUCAUAACUAAGACAUAUCUCGCGCCAUCGUAUAAAGAAUAUCCUCAUAGAUUAUUUUCGGACAUUGACCCGCACUUUGUUAUAUCUAUUGCACUUGCAUAAUUACAUUAAGUAACCUAUACUAUUAAAUUCGCGAAGCUGAUGACUGGCAACAUGAGCAGGCAAUAUACAGCCUGACAGAAAAAUAUCUGAAAUUUAAAAAUGGCAAAUUCGUAGUGCAGUCCUGUUUUGAUUGACAAAUUGAUUUGAAAGGUACGACACGACGCUAUUGCCACUUUGUAAUUUCUACACUUUUUUGCCAGACUGUAAUUAUGAGCAUACAAUAGAGAUAGCAUCAAGAGGGUCACUGUCACUGUACGGAAAUCUAUACGUAAGCGUCUCUUUUUAGGGUUCCGUAGUCAACUAGGAACCCUUAUAGUUUCGCCAUGUCUGUCUGUCCGUC